GCUGGUGGAAGGUGCCGCUGGCCGGGGAAGGCCGGAAGCCGCACCUCCACCGGAGACAUCGCGUCUACAAGCUGGUGGAGGACACGAAACACCGGCCCAAAGACAACCUGGAGCUCAUUCUUACGCAGUCUGUGGAGGUAAUUGAGAAGAGGGAGCCAUGAAGAGUGCUGUGAUUGUGGCAUCGUCCUCCUGCGAGGAAAAUUAGAACAUGAAUGCAGCAACAGCAUUAACAGUGUGUGGGGAGAGGCCUGACAGUAUGUGCCUGCAAAUACAGAAAUUCUAUAAAUCAAGCCUUAAAAUAGAGGACUCAAAUGUUCCUGGUGAAUGUCAGUUCAUGUUUCCUCUAGGAAGAUCACACACUGUGAGAGAAUUAAGAGAACUUGGAGUCCGGGGUGACUUGGUCUCAGUGAAGAAAUCUGUGGGCCGUAAUCAACUACUUCCUCAAGGACUGGCUGUAUACGCAUCCCCCGAAAACAAGAAGCUGUUUGAAGAGGAGAAAUUGCUGAGACAAGAAGGAAAAUUAGAGAAGAUCCAGACCAAGGCAGGUGAGGCGACAGUGAAAUUUUUGAGAAGCUGUCACCUGGAGGUGGGAAUGAAGAACAACGUCAAAUGGGAGCUAAAUCCUGAAAUAGUUGCACGCCACUUCCUCAAGAAUCUUGGUGUUGUGGUAGCCCCACAUGCAUUAAAGUUACCAGAAGAGUCCAUCACACGGUGGGGCGAAUACUGGUGUGAGGUGACGGUAAAUGGGCUUGACACUGUGAGGGUGCCUAUGUCUGUGGUGAACUUUGAGAGGCCCAAAACUAAAAGAUAUAAGUACUGGUUAGCCCAGCAAGCUGCCAAGGGAAUGGCCCCCACCAGCUCCCAGAGGCUCUGAACCUUCCCUCCCUCCAGGGCAACAAGAUGCCUUCAAGAUGCCAGUGUUCUGCAAAGCAGAAUCAGAGGAGCAUUGGAGCAAAGAUGGGCCAGCACCCUGAUCUUACUCCCAGCUCUGACUAAAUAUGGAGUUUUAGAGACCAUACAGGGACAUCAGACUGAACUGCACACACAUGUUGAAUUCUCUGUGUUUUUCAACUCUGUCUUAAACUGUCAUCACAUCCCCCCUUAUUGGGGCAGUCCUGCUCAAGAAAUACCAGUCUGUAAAUUUGAUAAGCUGGAUAUUAAUGGACUGAAAUAGUAACCUCUUCGUCCUCUCUCAGAACUAAUAGAACAAGCAGAAAGAGCUAGCUUUUGUUUUAGUACUUAGUAUCUGGCUCAUUCUCAUCACCCAGACUGAACAUUUGUAUCUCAAAUAAAAAGAUGUGUCCAUUGAAUAAACACCCUGGAUUUUA
This is a messenger RNA of Choloepus didactylus (southern two-toed sloth), 1328 nucleotides long. It is a transcript of the gene MRPL9, whose product is annotated as mitochondrial ribosomal protein L9. Gene Ontology annotation, biological process: translation. Gene Ontology annotation, molecular function: structural constituent of ribosome. Bases 209 to 874 code for a protein of 221 amino acids. The record is from RefSeq and is a predicted model, not a curated record. NCBI's taxonomy places the organism in Eukaryota, Metazoa, Chordata, Mammalia, Pilosa, Megalonychidae. The transcript has 7 exons. Gene Ontology annotation, cellular component: mitochondrion; ribosome.